This is a messenger RNA of Pyrus x bretschneideri (Chinese white pear), 1465 nucleotides long. RefSeq names its product probable protein S-acyltransferase 14. Gene Ontology annotation, cellular component: Golgi apparatus; endoplasmic reticulum. Gene Ontology annotation, biological process: peptidyl-L-cysteine S-palmitoylation; protein targeting to membrane. NCBI's taxonomy places the organism in Eukaryota, Viridiplantae, Streptophyta, Magnoliopsida, Rosales, Rosaceae. Gene Ontology annotation, molecular function: protein-cysteine S-palmitoyltransferase activity. The coding region runs from base 207 to 1112 and encodes 301 amino acids. The transcript is spliced from 7 exons. The record is from RefSeq and is a predicted model, not a curated record.
CUCCAAAUCACAACGUGUUGAAUUAGUCUCCCGACCAUUUGAAUCCCAUCCUCAAAUUUCAAUCAAAAUUCGUCAACUUUCCGUCGGAUCCCAAAUGGGGAAAUGGAAUUCCGACUCCCCAAAAUCUUGAUUUCAAAUUCUUAGGGAUUCCUGAUUUUUCAUGGUUUGAUUCAUCUGUGGAAAAAGGUCGAUCAGGAGAAGCGGCAAUGGCGUGGAACGCGUUCAAGUUAUGUACAGCUCUGCGCGCCCUCGGCUACGUGAUGGUGCUGGUGGUUGUCGCCAUAGUCGGGCUCACCUACUACGCCGUCGUUUUGGUCAAUUAUUUACCUAGCAUCCUUAGCGGAGGCGUCAAUUUCGUCAUUGCCUUCCCUCUCUUGAUCUUGUUCCAUUUUCUGUUGGUGAUGCUGUUGUGGAGCUACUUUAAUGUUGUUCUGACGGAUCCUGGGCGCGUUCCACCAAAUUGGAGGCCUGCAAUCGAUGAGGAGACAGGUGAUGAAGCCCCAUUGGUGGGAUCAGACCAAUCCACCAUGGUCAGUGAUCCAGCAAAUCAAAAAAUACGGUUUUGUCGGAAGUGCAACCACUAUAAACCACCUCGUUGCCAUCAUUGUUCUGUUUGUGGGAGGUGUAUAUUGAAAAUGGACCAUCAUUGCGUUUGGGUGGUCAACUGUGUUGGUGCACUGAAUUACAAGUACUUCCUUCUCUUCUUGUUUUACACAUUUCUUGAGACAACUCUUGUCACCUUAUCAUUAUUCAAGUAUUUUAUGGCAUUUUUUACUGAAGAGGAGAUACCGGGAACAUUGGGCACUGUUGCAGCUAGUUUUAUCACAUUUGUUUUGAACUUCGCAUUUGCUUUGAGUGUUUUUGGCUUCAUGAUCAUGCACCUAUCAUUGGUGGCGUCCAAUACCACCACUAUUGAGGCAUACGAGAAGAAAGCCACUACUAAAUGGCAGUAUGACCUUGGUCGGAAGAAAAACUUUGAACAGGUGUUUGGGACGGAUAUGUGGUACUGGUUCAUCCCUGCAUAUUCAGAGGAGGAUUUAAGACGGAUACCAGCUCUCCAGGGUAUUGAUUAUCCAACAAGGCCCGAGUUGAAUGCACUUCAACCAUUAUAAGUACUCAUGGUAGCGAAGGGACAAUGUUGCAGUUCUCUCCUCUUAUGCACACGUAUAAGGGAAGCUGAAAUUUGUGUUUCUUUCGUACAAGGCUCUUUGCUCGUCAACACUUCAUUGACCUGCAUGCACAGGCAGCAGCUCAGAUAAUACUUUUGCUUGGGAGACAUCAUGGCUGGAAGUGAAUUGAGGACUGGCUCAAUUGGCGAAUUUACGCACAGAUUCUUUGGUCGAUACAUUUUAUAUAGUGAUGUAAUGUGUGAUUUCCACGAGGAACGUGAGCAUUUUUUCAUACAACUUGUUCCGUUCCUAAUGUUGUGUGCAGGCUUGUUGAAUUGAUCCUGUGAAUUUCUCCA